GCGCGAUAUAAAGCCGCCGCUGAGUGACAGCGCGCGCGUGAAAAGCCUCUGUCCUUUUUUCUAAGAGGACUUACGCCGCCGCAGCACUCCAGGCAGCAAGACCAUCGACCAUCUCCCAUGAUAUCUUAAUGAAAUAUGACUGUGCUUCACUCCAUGUCUGGAUUAAUGCCUAUGUAAUCGUUAAUUUGCUGCCCCUCCCUUAUCUGUCUCCAAGUUUAAAGCCUAUUCUGUGAACAUGGGGUCUAUAAUGUCAUUUUUGCCUAGGCUAAAAGUCUAAAGCGGAUACCAGGUGGAUCUAUGUUCCUAACAGACAAAAGAAACAGCGCAGGGAAAUUAGUGGAAGUUUGAGAAAAAGGAGGAUGCGGGCGACGUGUUGGUGUGCCGUCUUUCUCCUCACUCCGGCUGUCUACCUGGUUUCAAGUGUCCACGGUUCAAUCCCGGGGAAAUCGGAAGUGCUCAAAUCAGGGAGCCCCAAGUCGACACUAAAGCACAUAUGGACAGAAAGCAGUAAGGACUUGUCCAUCAGUCGACUUCUAUCACAGACUCUGCAUGGUAAGGAGAACGCAACAGCGCUGGAUCUGCACUAUGAUACUCCAGAGCCUUACUCAGAGCAGGACCUGUGGGACUGGCUGAGGAAUACUACGGACCUGCAGGACUCCAGGCCGAGAGCCAAACGGCGGCCGAUGGUCAAGACCGGCAAGUUCAAGAAAAUGUUUGGCUGGGGAGAUUUCCACUCCAAUAUCAAAACGGUCAAGCUCAAUCUCCUGAUCACUGGAAAGAUUGUCGAUCACGGCAACGGCACCUUCAGCGUCUACUUCCGGCAUAACUCAACGGGCCAGGGCAAUGUGUCGGUCAGCCUGGUGCCACCCACAAAAAUUGUAGAGUUUGACUUGACAGCCCAGCAGUCGGUCAUUGACGCCAAGGAUUCCAAGUCAUUCAACUGCCGCAUCGAAUACGAGAAGGUGGAGAGGGGCUCCAAGAACACGCUCUGCAACUUCGAUCCAUCCAAGACAUGUUACCAGGAGCAGACGCAGAGCCACGUGUCCUGGCUCUGCUCAAAGCCCUUCAAAGUCAUUUGCAUUUACAUAUCCUUCUACAGCACCGACUACAAGCUAGUGCAGAAAGUCUGCCCAGAUUAUAACUACCACAGCGAUACUCCCUAUUUCCCAUCUGGCUGAUGGUUGCAUCUUAUGAUGUGAAGGACAAGAGGCAAAGGAUGGAUCUCUCUCUCCCCAUCCACAACAAAUACAUGUUCCCUGUAAUGUCCUUACCAUGCUUACAUGGCCUGGAUCAAAUCAAACGAACUUGAAAAGAAAAGAAUUUGGCUAUUUGCACAAGUACAACACAAAACUUUCAACUGAGGGCAUGAUGUACUGCUUUUCUUGUUAUAAUUUAAGUUAUGGCGGUCAUUGUUAUUAUUAAUUAAAUUUAAUUUAUUGUUUAUAUCUGUUAAUGUUUUUAGGCUAUAGUUUAAUCACUGGAGUGUUGCUUAAAUGGCCAUGUGAACAAUUGUGGGUUGUAGCUGAUUUUGACAUUUUGUCCUGUAAUGUUCAGUUUUAUUUUAGAAAUGUCUCAGUGCAAGUGUUUGAUUUCUCAGAAUACAUGUUUAUUAUUAGUAGUAUUAUUAUUAUUUUGUAUUAAUAAUGAUGUGUUUCUUAGAAUUGCCAAGAGGCCACGCAAGUGUAGAUAUUAUUUUUUUUUUAUUUUUACAUUUAGUCAGUAGUUCACCUCAGAAGCAAUGAUGCAGGAGAGUUAUUUGCAAUCAGAAUUUCAAUGUUCCCUCCACCUACAAACUUUUGAAGAGCCCAGGAGUCCCCAUGCUUUCCUGAGUAAUUCAUCCCAGACAAAGGCACCUGUCUGAGACCUGAGGGAGACCCAAAGAUGAGGGGGUGAGAGUGACUUUGUUCUGCUGGUUAUAAGCAGGCCUUAACUACAGGCAUGUUUUCUACCUAUGAAAAAGAAGCUGUACUGUAGUCAUUCUGGAUUGUUCAGCCCAAAACUGUCUCCUGUAGUAUAAUAAGAUCCAGAAAUGGCUUGAGGGCUUGCUCAAUGUCACUUAUAAAACACUGUAAUGUAAUGAAUUCUAUAUCCUAGAGCCUAAUUUGUAUGAAUGGUUUGUAUUGUACAUAGUUGAUCCUGAUGGAGCUGCUUCUGUAUAUGCCUUCAUUCAAUGUCUGUUAAAAUUCAAACCCUGCAAUCUCUCUCUAUAUCUCUCUAAAAACCCCAUCCACAUAUAAUGCUUGCUCUUGGUUCCUUGGACAAAGAAUCUGAUGUUGCUGAUGUAGAUGUGAACUCAUGAAAUCCAUGCUCUUGUACAGAGGGGCUGUAAAACUGACAAAAAUAUAUAUUAGAAGUACUUAUCAUCUGUAUGAUCAUGUUUACUUUCAGGGGAACAAAGGGGAUGGAGAUGUACAAAUGAAUAAAAUACUGAAAGUUUU
This is a messenger RNA of Myxocyprinus asiaticus (Chinese sucker), 2438 nucleotides long. RefSeq names its product neurexophilin-1-like. Lineage: Eukaryota; Metazoa; Chordata; Actinopteri; Cypriniformes; Catostomidae. The transcript has 2 exons. Bases 360 to 1178 code for a protein of 272 amino acids. The record is from RefSeq and is a predicted model, not a curated record. Gene Ontology annotation, molecular function: signaling receptor binding.